Molecule: messenger RNA, 843 nt
Organism: Sclerotinia sclerotiorum 1980 UF-70
Lineage: Eukaryota; Fungi; Ascomycota; Leotiomycetes; Helotiales; Sclerotiniaceae
Exons: 1
Coding region: 1-843 (280 amino acids)
Biological process (GO): protein ubiquitination
Molecular function (GO): ubiquitin protein ligase activity; zinc ion binding
Source: RefSeq, a predicted model, not a curated record
AUGGGCUCGAUCGGCGAGGAGAAUCAGAAUUCUUCAGGUAAUUCCGAUAACCACAUUAACGAUGACGUGUCACCAUCGAUGAAGAUGGAAACUCUAUUAGUUUCGGAAAACCCGAACUCGCCAAAUGUCCAACAAUCACAAGAAAUCAGCAAGAACGACGCAGUUGAUGUGCAGUUCACCGAUCCAUGCGCCAUUUGCAUUGAGGGCAUGGACGCAUCGGAAGAACUCACGAAGAUGACAUGCUGCCAGAAUCUCAUUCAUAAUGAAUGUCUUCGAAAAUGGAUAAAUUCCACCAUAGAGAUGGAUCAACAAGAAACUUGCCCCUUGUGUCGACACGUACUUUCAGAUUUAUUUAUUGAUAUAGUGUUCGAUAUUGACGAGAAGGAAAGCGUACCGAAGCCAGGUCGAUGUUGCGAACUUGAUGAUAUGGAGCUGAUUAUCGCUGCAAGGUAUUUAGAAAACUUACCUGUAGAGCAAAAGAGAGCCCUUUAUGAUCUUUUUGGGAAAAUAGAAGAGGAGGUUUUCGGGAUUUCGCUGUGGUCGGAUGGAGAAAGGAAUCGUCUUCGCGUUGUUUUCUUUCUGUGUAAAAAUGACCCCUUGGGCACCGUCAUACAAAUGCCAGGAGAUUCAAUUGAAAUUGCUCACUGGCGACGGUUGAUGGCACUUUUGAACCGGGCGUUGUUACAAAUACGAAAUGAAGAGCAGGAGCCCGUUCUGUGCUCGACCAUUGUUCUUCGUCAACGUCCCUACUACUUUGAUUUUUUCCACCCUGAUGUUUCCGACGUACACUACGGCUUUAUUAUCGACUCCGACUACGACCCCCAUGAUCGGAGAUUCUUGUGA